Molecule: messenger RNA, 9885 nt
Organism: Cotesia congregata
Lineage: Eukaryota; Metazoa; Arthropoda; Insecta; Hymenoptera; Braconidae
Source: the annotation of a GenBank genome assembly
AUGCACGUUUUUGAUAAAUUAUUGGAAAAAAAAAAAAGACAAGACGUGGUCUUUUCAGAUGAUGCUAUUGAUGAACUUAAAUAUUCAAUUGAUGAGCAAAGUAACUACAAUGAUAAUUACGACGACCCUGAUGAUGAUUAUAUCCAGACUAAACGAAGAAAAGUGAUACGAGUUCGUGUGCCACCUCACUUUUCUGACAAUGAAAAACCUGAAAGAGCACAUAAAUAUACAGUAGUAAGGAAACGCCCACUUAUACCUUACACAAAAUCUUUCUUACCAGAAAAAACGAUUCCACCAUCGCCUCGGAGGAUUGUUGUAACACGUGUCAGAAGCCUUGGUGCUCGAUCGAGACAUUUUGGUUAUGAUGAUUCAAUUUACUCAAGCAAUACACCGUUUAAACGGCACAAAGUUACUGUUACUCGAACUAGAAAAUUGAUGCCAACUGCAAACAUUGAAUUAACACAGACACCAAAAACUCGAGUGACUAGAAAGAAACUUGUGACAAGACGACCUGUUGCUACAUCAACUCAGACGUUUGCUAUUAUUACGACUGGAUUUUAUGGAAUUCCCAAUAAUGAGGAUGAGGAUGAGGAUGAAGACGAGGAUGAUGAUGAUGAUGAUAAUGAUAAUUAUAAUAAUGGUAAUAACGAAGGUAGUGUUGAAGGAAAUGGUAAUAUGGAAAAUAUUCAAGACGGAAUAGAAGAGUCGACUGAAGUACCAGCUCUUGUAGGCACAGCUAAUGACAUUGAAAAACCAGACGUUGAGAAUGUAAAAGAUGAGGAAUUUCUAAAUAAGUUUGAGGAAGAAAUUCCUGUAGAGCCUAGUACAAUAAGUGAUGUAACACCAGUAAUUAUUACCGACAAUUUUUAUUUCCCCGCUUCUUCCGACAAUGAAGAAGAAAAUGGUGACGAACCAGAAGAGGAUGACAAUACCUCUACAACCGAAGAAAUUACUCGAGGUGAAAUUACAGAUGAUUCGCAAAAGCACACAACUGAAGAAUUUGAGGAUGAAGGAAAUAAAAAUGCUCAGAGUAAUGAGAGUGAGGAAUUUACAACUACUGAAGAAAUUCCAGUAACUGAAAAAAUAGAAUCGACCGAGUCUUAUCCCACAACGAUUGGGGACGUUGAGUCAGAAGAUGUGAAUUCUACGACUCAAUCAAGUACAACUGAUAUAAUUCUGGAACCAUCUUCAUCAUAUUCUCCCGAAUCUGAACAAAUUUUGGACUCCAUGGAAAAUACCAAUAAAAAUUCUGAAGAAGAACUGAGUGUUGUACCAUUGAAACCUUACAAUGAAACUUCUUCUUCUUCUUCUUCUUCUUCUUCUUCUUUUUCAUCGUUUUCUUCCUUACAAUCUCCAAGUCUUGACACCAAUGAAUUUUUAAUAAGUGAUGUGCCCAGUGUAAUUCCACUGGAAUCAUCAAUGAGCCAAGAUGAAGAUUAUCAAUCUCUCCAGCCAACACAAACCUUGCAGAUUGAAUCCUCGAGCUCAAGCUCAAGCGAAACAACAGCAAUAAUAACUACAACAACAACAUCAACAACAACAACAACAACAACAACAACAACAACUACAACAACUUUUGUCAGCUCACCAACGCCGGAAGAUAUCGAAGCUGGUCUUUCUGAUGAACUUUAUUUGUCAUUAUCAAGACCAGAUUUUCCACAAAUUGCGCCAUCGCAAUUGCCAAGUAAUGAAGACGAAUCAAAAAUGAAUGAAGAAGAGUCUUCGCAUUCUGUAUUAGUAUCCUUAGAACCUGAACCAACUCCAACUGUUAUCUUUACCGAGACUGUUGUUACGUCAACUCGAUUAAGAACUUAUACUUACGUUGUCACGAAAUUAAAUGGACUAGAAACUCAGGUGACGUCUUCAACUACUGUUCGACCGCGCGUGACGACACUGACGCUAACAGUACCCGUAACAAUCAUACCCUCCUCAAUCGACAAUGUGGAAUCUAUACGUCUCAGCACCAUAACAACUGCCUCGCGUCGAGAACCCGAUGGACAAGAAACAAGGCGUGAAACUAGAAUGAUGAACGAGGAUGCAGAAGGUGAAGGCAGAAGACUAAACUUAGCUACAAGAGUAAUGUCAAAUGGGGUUGAAGUCAUAGUGGCCGGCCCUACACCAGCAUUGCGGUGGGAAAAUUCAAACCCACAGCCCACACUUACUCUUUCUGACGAGGUUGUUAUGCUCAUGCCUCAGGAAGAUCCUAACGAAUUCGUUACCAAGACUUGCACAACGACAUUUACCUAUUUAAAUACAAUUACUAAAGAUGGCACGACAAUUGUUUCGACCGACCAACAGGUCGUCGCGAAUACAGCCACAGAAGAGCGCCAUAGAAAGCCAGGAUCAGAGUCUGCAGCAGUAACUCUUGCCGCUUCGCCCACUCUAAGAACAGAGGUAUUCAAAACAACCUACACGUAUCUUACAUUGAACACAGAUCAUCCAGACGCAAAGAACGCUCUAGGAAGCAGCCAGAAAGUAAUAACAAAUACAGUCACUGCACCGCAGCAUUAUUUAGAUAUGAUUUUAGAGCCUUCUGAAGCAUCACCACCUCAAACAAAUACUUAUCUCAGUACUCGUGUUCUUGAAAAGACAUUUAUUGAAGACGGGAUAACUAAAAUUGCAACUAUGAGUGAUACCAUUACUCGUCUUAUUAUCACUGAGUCUGUACCGCCUCCGCCCCGUCCAACUAGUGUUACUACAACUCUAACAGCUCUUGAUAAUCCCGAGGAUACUCUUACGGAUAUUAUGAAGACAUAUUACAUCACUUAUACUUACUACAAUACUUACCUUGAAAAAGGUAGUAGUACCGUAGUCCGAACAAAUGUCGCUACUUCAACAGAUGUUGCCGUGGAAAAGGUGAAAAAGACUGGUGUUAUCGACACACAAGUAACUGCAACACCAAGUCUCGAGCCUAUUAAGAUAUUUGCUACCAAGACUUACUUAACAACUUUCACGUAUUUCACCACGCUGCUUCAGGCCGGUCCUGAUGGUGAAACUUCAACGACAAUCUCCUCGAGAUCCCAUGUUGUAGAAAAUGUCGUAACAGAAUCGAUAGCUCCAAGUUUACUUAAUGCUGGUUAUAUGAACUUUUUGACUACAUCUCAUCACUCAGAUUCGGUUAAAAACGUCGUUACAGGUUCGACAAUUAUUUUUUUCGAUGAAGAAGAUCAAAUUGAUUCGUCCAGUACUAGUACGCAAGUCCAACCAACAGCUUCUCUAGAAGCAUCAGAAUCAACUAUAGAAAAUUCAGAAACUUCAGUUGUUCAGUCUUCCGACAUAGAAUCAGAGCCGCAGAAAGAUGAACCGGAAAAACAACAGAAUGAACAAAGCUCAAGUGAUUUAGAUACUAGCGCGUCUUCAGGGAUUACACACAACGAAUCAUUGAAUCAAGACAGUAAUACUGCUGAAACUAAUAAUGGACCUAACCGACCAACUGGAGGUAGCUUACUGAAUUUUGGAAUAAAUGGUUUGUCGGCUUUGGGGCCAGUGAUUACUGCUAUGGCGGGGCUUUUGAAGGGCAAGCCAACAGCCAACCGUAGGAAUGAUACUAUGUCACAAUCUUCUAAUCCUCCAGCUCAUCAAGAGCAUCAAGAAGCUACAACUCAGCGAUCACCGAUUUACAUUCCUGUUGCUGAUUUUGCAGAUGGUGACAUCGAAACAGCAGAGAGUCAAAAUAUUAUUGCUCAAUUGGCUAAUCCGAAUUCAAAUUUUAUACCCGAAACAAGGCAUAAAGUUGCUGCGAGUCUUGUUGAUGGUAUCCCUAUAUCUCCGGGAGAAGUUAUUACAGCAAAUAGCGAUGUGAUUAUUGGUAAGCCAGGUAUUUUAGCACCAAGACCACCACAAAAGUAUCUUCAAAAUGGAAAUGAAAAUCAAAAUCAAAAUUUUGGAAUGAAACCCCCACCGAUAUCAGUACCAAAUAUUCCGGUUCACCCUGUUUUGGAAGUGAUUAAAGACGAAAGACCUGAGCCCACACGAAAUAUUCUUCACGGCAGUUCUUCAAACUCCAAACGCCCAUCAAAAAUUCCCCAUCAUUUAAAUAAUGAACCAACAAGAAGCGGAUUAAAACAUGAUAUUUUAGAAAAUGAUCCACUACUUAAACCUCCGGGGAGAACCAAUAUUGAAAAAUAUGCUAACCCAAGUAUUAACUCAAAGGAACCCGAGUGGAUUUCUAAUAUCUUCAAACGACCUUGGAGCUCAAAAGAUGAAUUAAUGCCUCCUCCAGUACCGCCAACACCUUCCAGAAUCGAUCAGGAGCUAAAUUUUUAUCCGCCCCAAGACACUCAACCGUGGAAAAAUCAUCCGUCAGAUGAGCAAAAUAGCCGGUUACCUUGGGCUCAAAAAGAUCCAAUAAUUACUAAUACCAAUUUAGAGAACUCUAAAAUAAAAACAGAACUAACACAAUUAACAGCUUCUGAGCCAAUAGUUCACCAAGUUCCUCACGUAAUAGAUCGAUCAACUGGUCAACCAUUGCUUGUAAACAUCCAACCGAGUCAAGUAGCUAAUGUCGUCAUUCCUCAAGGUGGCACACAGGCUCUUAUUUUUGGAGAUACCAGUGAACCACAUAUUAGUGGGCAGUAUUUUGAUGAUCCUUCACCUUAUCCAGAACCAGAAAGUAAUCCUCCAGGAUAUGGUGGGUUUGAAAAACAGGAAAAUAAUUUAUCAGACUUUAUGAUUCCACCAGCACCGCCUUUUAAUAAUUAUAAAUCGCCUUCUCAAAAGCCGCAUCAACACACUGUUUCUUCUCCUAAUAAUCGAGUUUACUCAAAAUUUCCUCGACCACAUGAUAAAAUAGAAAUACAUACAAACCGACCUGAAAAAAGACCAUCUGAUGUUCAUUUGAUUCAACGGCCUGAGUCUCAUGGUCAGUCUAACCAAGGCCAAGUUCACACAGAAAUUUUAGUGCACCAUUCACCUGAUACAUCAAAUUUUCACAGUAAUUUCAGACCUCAAUCAAAUCAACAUCAACAAGAAUUUUCGCCUCCACGAAGAGAUUACCAUGUACCGACUUUAAAUGAACUUCCACCACGAAGAACCACGGAUAUUUCUCCAUCUACUGAGAUGUCUCAUCAUCAUCAUCACCAUCAUAGAUAUGGAUACCACCAUGAAAAGCCAAAUGGAACAGCUACAAAUGAUAUUCUGAAACAAAAGUGGAAGAACGAUAGAACGAAACCAAGAAUUACAGUUGUUCGACCGAGACCUGGGGUGAAGCCACCAAGACCUACUUACUAUCCUAAUCCCGAUAGAACUUCAGGGUUUGGAACAAAGUUGAAAUAUCCUUAUCGACCUCCAUCUCAUACUGCUCAAGUUUCUCAUCUACCGCAAAUUCCAGUUAGUUGGCAAGACGAAACUAAAGCUGAGCAGUCUAAUACUAAUUAUCAACAACACAAAACUCAAGAACCCCAAGAAAAUCUUCCUAUCGGAGUAAUUGGAUACAGAAAUCCAUUGAUCGGAAAUGCCAAAAGACCUAUGCAGCAGCCUCCGCUUCAACCUACUAAUUAUCAACCAUCGCCUCCCCAACAUCACCAAGUUCACCAACUGCCUCCGGAUAUAAGCCCUCCUGUUAUUCAAAGCUUUGGUCAAAUUCUUCCUCAUCCAGAUGAACCUGAAAUUCCUUGGUCUGAUACACAAACUGAAGCUGAAAUAUCUGAUAAAAAUAAACAAAGAGAAAAACCUUCCAACAUCCUUGAAUCAUCAACAACAAAAGUUGAAACUAUUGAAGAGAAUGUUUUCUACCAAACUCAAACGGAAACUUCACCAGAAAAUCAAAACAACAAUAAUUACACCACUGUAAGUGUCUUAAAACCUUACGAGAUUUAUGAAGAUAACUCUGAAACAGACAAUCAAGAAAACAAAAAUAUCUCUGAUGAUACAUUAGACUAUGAUGUAAUUCAAGGUGUACCAUUUGGUGAUAGAGUAAUAUCAAAUUCAGAUGAAUUUGAACGUAACGAUACAAUUGAUUUAAAAACCCCGACUAUGAUCCCUCAUUUUAUUCCUGAGGAAUCGACGAAAUUAAAACCAUUCCAGUAUCAAAAAACUGUAACACCACGACCAAUUUUUGAACAAAAACGAAUUUCUGUAGUACAGGAUCCUAAACAUCCCAGUGGCCAUGCGCGACCUGCGAUAGACUGGGAAACUAUACAGAAAAUUAACAAUGAGAAUCACUAUUCCAACAGAAGAAACUUGACAUUUACGCGAACAAAUCAUUCUCACAGUUAUUCAGAUUUUAAAUACGUUAAUACCGAAAAGAUUCGUACUCCCGAGCUUACCUCACCAUCUACAGGUACUCGGGUUCACCCAGCGUACCCACAUAUUGUUACUAAACCAAGACCUGUACUACCAAUCCCAAUUACUAUUUCUUCUGACUCAUCGUCCAAACCAAAAACUUCUCAAAAAGAAAAGAAUAACAUUAAUAAUAACAACAAUGAAGAAAUAACAUUACAUUCCGAACGACCUAGCGUCCAUAUGCGUCCGAUUAUUAUUCACGCUAAAGACGGAAAUCGCGAAACUCUUGAAACUGCUUAUCAAACAAACUUUGCAGUACAUGAAGAUGAAAAGAAUAUGCCAAAUAAAAAAAGGCCUCAAUUGAAUAAUCGGAACAAAUAUUCAAAUGAAUUUAAAGUUUUGUCUCAAGAUAUGAUGCCUCCACCACCAACAAAACCAACAAUUAAAGAUAAUAUAAACAACGACAACGCUGAAGGUGAUCUUAAACCACCACCAAUUCUAGCAGAUGUUGUUGGAAUGUCACCGCCCCCAGUAGCAAUUACAACCACAACUGCAAGACCUACAUCUACAAUAAUCAAUGACUCUGGAUUGAGACCACCGCCGCACAAGUACAUUCCUUUAGAUUCUUCUAAAGUCGUCGGAGAAACUCCGCCACCGCCACCGCCACCGUCGCCACAAUCACCGCUAUCAGUACCCAGAGAUGUUAAUAUGGUACCACCGAUAAUUCCAAGACCAACAAAAUCUCGGCCAUUCUUAAUAGAAUUAUUAUCUCAAGAUAUGGUACCACCACGACCGCCUGUUAUUGAAAGUUCUAGGCCAAUCGAAAUUGCUACUGUUAGACCUGCGAUUGCCGUAUCCGGGUCUAUACAAAUUGCAACCGCAGUAGCUACAAGUCAUAUCCCAGUAAUGCAAGAUAUUGUUGAGUCUACUAUUCCAAUUAUUCACGGUACUGUUGAUCUGCCGGUUGUGAUGGACGUGUCAGAUAUUAUCAAGUCAGUAGAAACUAGAAAGCCCGAGCACGUUAGUGUUUACACCGUUCGGCCUUUUGAAACGAAACAAGCUUCAAGAGUAUCUGUUCAACCUACGGCUAUACUUUCAACGAAUUUAAUAAUGCCAACACGUCUGAGAUUACCACAAACAGAAUCUAGCUUAUCAACGAAGUCUCCAGUCCAAAUCACCAGACUUUCUUCUUACGAGACUUCAAGAAAACCAUCAGUUGUUCUUGAAGCAAGUCGUCAAAGUAUUUCAUCUAGUAAAGUUAACUCGACUCAGUCUUUGAAACAUCGACCUUACACUAUAAAGCAAAGUAUCAAUCCCAGUGAUGUGACCUUCACUUCAACGGUCAAGAGAAAGUACGGUAGCUCGUCAACUAAAUUCCGUAACAUGAUCACAAAAACGUUAAAAGAGUAUGCUGAUACUAGAGUAUACAAGAAUGCUAAAAAUGUAACAACCACGAUGGAGAUGAAACCGAAAUCUGUUACUCACUUCAAGACUUUAACAGUCACGAGAACAGAAACCUCAGUUGUAGGGUCACCGCCUACAACGCGAACACUUUUAUUGACGCAUACUAUGACGUCUACUAUCGUAGAAACUGUUACUGAAACUUUACUUCGACCUACCAAUGUAGUUAUUACGUCAGUUACGACUAUUCUUCAACCAGCAACUCGCUUACCAUCUUAUGAGACUUCUCCAGACAAUAUGGACUCGAUAUUUGUAGUAAUGAGCGAUCAGAAUCCUCCAGCAGCGGACGCUGAAGAAGUUGAAGCAGAAUAUGGAGGUGAAGAAGAAGUUUCUCGUGAUGAACAAGAUCCGGCUGGUAAUGAAAUCCAUCGUGUGUUAUCCGGUGGUAUUCUGGGAGCUCCUGUUGUUCCUCAUCGCCCGAGUACUAAUCAGUGCCAACCAGAAUGUCGAGCAGCAAAAUCUGAAAUGUGUGCUUUGGUAGCCGGUGAACCUAGAUGUAUAUGUCGUCCAGGAUUUUCACGUAUGUUCUUAGAUCGUCCCUGCAAGCCAACUUACACGUACACACUCCGCGUAGGACUUGAUCGUAUCGGCAGAGAAUCUGUAAAAUAUGAUCAUCCAAUUAAUGAUAGUUCCUCUGCGUCAUUCCGACGAUACGCUGGACCAACACGAGAAGCUCUCGAUAGAACUCUGAUGCAGAGUGACUUGAGGGAUAUUUACAGAGGCCUUGAUAUCGCUGGAUUCUACCCACAUCCACCUCGAGUAGAAUUCCAUCUUCAACUGAGCGAUAACACUAGUGAAACUCGGCUCAAAGAUGUAUUAAAGAAAUAUUUAAUAAGCAGUAAUUAUAGUCUGGGUGGAACUGAAGUAUUUGCAUUGAGAGAUUUUGAUUCUAUUGACGCAAAUGACUUUGAUGAAUGUUCAACUGAAGAGGGAGGACCUCAUCACGAUUGCUCACCUCAUGCUGCAUGCUUUAAUUUACGUGGAUCUUACCAGUGUUCGUGUAAAGAAGGUUGGGCUGAUUUGUCAGAAAAUUCUGCGUAUCCUGGAAGAAUAUGUUCUCAAGCACCGCUCGGUUGUGCUAGUUGUAACUACAAGGGCCACUGCGUUACUAAUUCUCAUGGUCAAGAAAUUUGCGAAUGUUUCCCAUGGCACAGUGGUCAGCGUUGUCAAGUUAAUUUGAAAGUUACGCUGAUAGUCGUGGUGACUAUUGGAGCUAUCUUACUCACUGCACUUGGACUCGUUUUAGCUUUAACAUGCUUGCGUAAUCCAAACAGAGCUAGAAAAUCAGGAGACAAAAGAGCUAUGAUAAGUACCGGAGCAGGUGGUGAUACAAGCAGUGAAGGAAGUGUAACGGAUCUUGCGAUUCCUCAUCACGUUCCUCACGUUCUCCCUCCGCCACCAAGAUCAAAUGCACCGAUUCCGCCAAGUGCUAAAAGACCUAGAAAAGUUACUAAACAAUAUCGAGCUCCAAAAAAACCAUCUUUUGCUGGCACACCUGUUCCAUUAAAUGAAACAGCCAACACCGAUCGUACAUUGAGUGUAAUGAUUCCUCGAGCUAAAUACCGAUCUGGGCCGCAAUCGCCUCAGAAUUAUUCAAAACCACCUAUGAGCACUUUUGCCGUGGAAGAGCAUAAAUUGAUAAAUUAUCUUGAAGGUGGUCCGCCAGGUGGUAAUCGUAAACCAAGUCUUGCUAGUACUGCUAAAGAAUACGUAAAAAGAGAAUACAUUGAAGAGACUGGAAUUAGAGUGGUAAAAAAUGCAACUGCUCCUAAUAAUGGCGCACUUGUUAGUGCUGGAUUUCAAGUGUCUGCAACGGUACUGAAAACUACUGGUGAUGGCGAAUCAACACUGGAUGACACUUUCGAACCGUCGACGUUAAAAACUCUAAGAAGUACGACGGAUUUUCAAGACGGAACGUCGACUCUCGGCGCAACUUCGAUUCAAACAACGACGAAGCUACUCCCUUUAGAUUUGGCUGAGGAAAAUUCAAGUGUUGGACGAUCAUGUUCUGGUGAUACAUCUAUCAAACAACCAUCACCGAGUCGAGGUUCUAAAGAUACUCAGGAUGCACGUGACAGUGCAAGUGAGGGUCCUAUCACUGCUGAAAGAGAUCUCGGUAGUACUCUGCGACUUCGACAUACUCCUCUGUAUAAUCCAGAUCGAGCAAUUAGUGAUCGUGAUUCCAACUUUGAUUCACUAUAG